AUGCCUAAGAAGUCGUCUACAGUUUCGACUGCUCAAAAGAGCCAAAGGUACUCCCUCAGGGUGUCGCUGAAGAAAACGGGAUAUCUAACUGAAACCAGUGAGUCUGAAGAGUAUGAAAGCAGUUCCUCUUCAGACUCUGAAGUGGAGAAACCACCUGUGGUGGCACCAAGUGAUUCUGAGGACGAGUCGCCAAAUGAAUUCUUACAAAGGAGAGCCAAGAACAUCAAGGAUAACAAGGCCAUGCUUGCCAAACUUAUGGCAGAACUGGAGAAGCUCCCAGGAAAUCUGCAGCCAGAAUCUACUGAGCAGAAUGGCAACACCCCGAAGUACAAAAGGCGUCCUCGUGAAUCUCUUGCUGGUGUUGAACCAAGAAGAAAUCCAGAAAGAGCCAGUCGACGUUUGACACGCUCCAUGGGAGGGGUGCUGCCUCCAUCACCAGAAAAGCAGAACAAACUGCAGAGUCUUGAAGAUCAAUUGUUGGAGGAGGGAGAGCCGAUAAGAAGGCGGCGAUCUACUCGGUCCAGCAUUCAUACCAUUCCCCAUGUUGUACGACCAGUGGAGGAGAUCACAGAAGAUGAAUUGACUAAUGUGGCUGAUAAUGUGAAGGAGAAGGUGUACAACACUGUGCAUGGUUCCACAUGUCAUCAGUGCCGACAGAAAACUAUAGACACAAAAACAAACUGCCGCAACAAAGAGUGUCGUGGAAUCCAAGGACAGUUCUGUGGACCUUGCCUUAGGAACAGAUAUGGAGAAGAUGUGCGCAAGGCUCUUCUAGAUCCUAAUUGGAUCUGCCCAACAUGCAGAGGGAUCUGUAACUGUAGUUUUUGCCGCCAACGAGAUGGACGCUGUGCCACUGGCAUCCUCUUUCCUCUGGCUCGUUACCGUGGCUACAAUGACGUUCACUCAUAUCUUAGCGGGUAA
Messenger RNA from Bufo gargarizans (Asiatic toad), 921 nucleotides. Its product is annotated as cell division cycle-associated protein 7-like. The coding region runs from base 1 to 921 and encodes 306 amino acids. Gene Ontology annotation, cellular component: nucleus. The record is from RefSeq and is a predicted model, not a curated record. The transcript is spliced from 6 exons. Gene Ontology annotation, biological process: regulation of DNA-templated transcription. NCBI's taxonomy places the organism in Eukaryota, Metazoa, Chordata, Amphibia, Anura, Bufonidae.